AUGUUGGACGGCUCUUCCCAGGUGUUUCUGGGGGACUCCCAACUGGGAGUCUCGCAAUCGCAUCUCGUAUCCGUCUUUGAUCGUCAACGGCAUUCUUUCUGCGGCGAUUCGGAAGGAUGGGGUCCGAUGAGCUCCACGGGCUUCCACCUCACCCCGUGCUUUCUGGACGUCACCGUCGCCGUUGUCGCUGCCUGGGGCUUACUCGGUGGUGCUGGUGCGCUCUGGUUGUUGCUCAAGAAGCGGAUUCCUGCGCCAGUCUCGAAGAACUGGCAUUUCUACGCCAAGUUGGUCGUACUCGCUCAUCUGCUAUUCGUCACUGCCCUUCAAACAGCCAUUCUAGCCGAGACACAACCAAACAGCUUCUGGGCCGACUUCCGUUUCUGGUCAUCGGUCCUGACCUUUGCCUCGCAAGGUGUGAUCUAUGCAGUGCAGUAUUUUGAGCAUUGGCGGAGUCGCCAGCCAAAUGGGGUGGUCCUGUUUUACUGGCUCUUCUUCAUUAUCGCUUAUGCCGUCAAGCUGCAAUCCCUUGUCUCCCGACAGGAGUACUUGACCAGUCUACCAUAUUUCGUCUGCAUCAACGUCAGCCUGGGAUUGGCGCUACUGGAAUUCGUGCUCGAGUAUUUUGUUCCGAAGAAGCAGAGUGCUUAUGAUGCGCUGGGCGAUGAGGAUGAAUGCCCCUACAACUAUGCCGAUAUCUUUUCGGUCCUUACCUUUGGUUGGAUGACCCCAUUGAUGAAGUUUGGGUACAGCAACUACCUGACUCAAGAUGACCUGUGGAACCUUCGUCGUCGGGAUACCACCCGUGCCACUCUUGACGACCUUAGUAGCGCCUGGGAGGUAGAGCUCGAAAAGAAAAAGCCAUCUCUUUGGAUCGCACUAUUCAAGGCGUUUGGCGGUCCUUAUAUUCGUGGUGCCAUCAUUAAGUCGGGCAGUGAUAUGCUUGCCUUCGUGCAGCCACAGCUCCUGCGGUACCUGAUCACUUUUAUUGAUUCAUACCGACGCCCUGAUCCUCAGCCAGUCAUCCGCGGUGUUGCCAUUGCCUUGGCUAUGUUUAUUGUCUCAGUUUGCCAGACAAGUUGUCUGCACCAGUACUUCCAGCGAGCCUUCGACUGUGGCAUGCGGGUGAAGUCAUCUUUGACAGCCCUCAUUUAUGCCAAAUCUCUGCGACUGUCGAGCGAGGGCCGCUCGUCCAAGACCACUGGCGAUAUCGUCAACCAUAUGGCUGUUGAUCAACAGCGCCUUUCGGACUUGACUCAAUUCGGUACUCAGCUAUUUUCUGCACCCUUCCAAAUCACCCUGUGCAUGCUUUCUCUUUACCAGCUGCUUGGACCGAGCAUGUUCGCUGGUGUGGCUGUCAUGAUUUUCAUGAUUCCGCUCAACGGAGUCAUCGCCCGGUUGAUGAAGAAAUUGCAGAUCACGCAGAUGAAGAACAAGGAUUCGAGAACUCGCCUUAUGACUGAGAUUCUGAACAACAUCAAGAGUAUCAAACUCUAUGCCUGGAAUACGGCUUUCAUGAACAAGCUCAGCCACAUCCGAAAUGAUCUGGAACUCAACACCCUUCGCAAGAUCGGUGCCACGCAGUCCGUGGCGAAUUUUACCUGGACGUCAACUCCUUUCCUCGUGUCUUGCUCGACAUUUACUGUCUUUGUUUUGACCAGUGACCGCCCCUUGACCACUGAUAUCGUCUUCCCUGCCUUGACUCUCUUCAACCUGCUGACUUUCCCGCUCUCGAUUUUGCCAAUGGUCAUCACCUCGAUUAUUGAAUCCUCUGUCGCAGUGAAGAGAUUAACUGAUUAUUUCCUUGCCGACGAACUGCAGACGGGGGCUGUCAUCCUCCAAGACCCCGUUGAACAUGCCGGUGAUGAAUCGGUCCGUGUUCGCGACGCGUCCUUUACCUGGAACCGCUAUUCUGGUGUUACUGUAUUGGAAAACAUUGAUUUGAGUGCACGCAAGGGCGAGCUAAGCUGUAUCGUUGGUCGCGUAGGUGCUGGAAAAUCAUCUCUGCUCCAAUCGAUAUUGGGUGAAUUAUGGAAGGAAAAGGGUGAAGUGGUCGUGCGAGGUCGCGUUGCCUACGUUGCACAGGCACCAUGGGUGAUGAACGCAAGCGUUCGGGAGAAUAUUGUUUUCGGUCACCGAUGGGAUCCUGCAUUCUACGACCUCACCGUGGAGGCUUGCGCUUUGCUCGAUGACUUCAAGAUCAUGCCCGAUGGGGAUCAGACUGAAGUUGGCGAGCGUGGAAUUUCUCUUUCCGGAGGUCAAAAGGCUAGGUUGACACUCGCCCGAGCUGUCUAUGCUCGUGCAGAUAUCUAUCUUCUAGACGACGUUCUCUCGGCUGUUGAUCAACACGUUGGCCGCCAUAUCAUCAACAAGGUUCUUGGUCCUUCCGGAGUUUUGAGCGGUAAAACCAGAAUCCUUGCCACCAAUGCCAUCACAGUGCUCAAGGAAGCAGACUACAUUGGAUUGCUUCGCGACAAGACUAUUAUUGAAUCAGGCACAUAUCAGCAACUCAUGGCUAUGAAGGGCGAGAUUGCCAGUCUUGUGAGCAACAACUUGGUGGAAUCCGAAGAACCCUCUCCUGUCGGCUCUGAUGACGAACUUGCGAGCCACGAAGGCUCCGAGGAGACAGCCAUCCUCGACAAUGAAGAUGAUUCGGACAGCGAAGGAUUGGAACAGCCCGGUUCUCUUGUCCCAAUCAAACGAUCGGUUGGACCUGGACGCAAGAACAGCCUUGCCACUCUACGCCGCGCUAGCACUGCCACCUGGCAUGGCCCCAGACGCAAGUUAGGUGACGAGGAGAACGUUCUCAAGAGCAAGCAAACCGAGGAAACCUCUCAGCAAGGCAAGGUCAAGUGGAGUGUGUAUGCCGAGUACGCCAAGAAUAGCAACAUUGCUGCGGUCACUCUCUACUUGAUCGCUAUGCUGGCAGCCCAAACCUCCCAGGUGCUUGGUAACUAUUGGCUAAAGAGCUGGACUGAAGCCAAUGAACAGAAAGGCGGUAAUGAAAGUACGGGUAUGUUUAUUGGUGUCUACCUAGCCUUUGGUCUGGGCGCCUCCCUCUUGGUUAUUGUGCAGAACUUGAUAUUGUGGAUUUUCUGCUCUAUUGAGGCCUCUCGCAAGCUGCACGAGCGGAUGGCGUUUGCUAUUUUCCGCUCGCCCAUGCAAUUCUUCGAAACCACCCCAUCUGGUCGGAUUCUCAACAGAUUCUCCAGCGACAUUUACCGUGUUGAUGAGGUUCUUGCCCGUACCUUCAACAUGCUUUUCGCCAACGCUGCUCGCGCAAUGUUCACGAUGGUCGUCAUCGCGAGCUCCACGCCUGCCUUCUUGUUGCUGGUCAUCCCACUGGCCUACGUCUACCUCAGCUACCAAAAGUACUAUCUGAGAACUUCUCGUGAGUUGAAGCGUCUUGACAGCGUGACCCGUAGCCCAAUCUUCGCCCAUUUCCAGGAGUCCCUAGGUGGCAUCUCUACCAUCCGUGCCUACCGACAGGAGAACCGCUUUGCUCUUGAGAACGAGUGGCGAAUGGACGCCAAUCUGCGGGCCUUCUUCCCGUCUAUUAGUGCCAACCGCUGGCUUGCCGUUCGUCUCGAGUUUAUCGGAUCGAUCAUUAUCCUGUCUUCUGCCGGACUCGCGAUCCUUUCGGUUUCUACUGGCAGCGGUGUCUCGGCAGGUAUGGUCGGUUUGGCCAUGUCUUACGCUCUUCAGAUCACCCAGUCUCUGAACUGGAUUGUUCGUCAGACCGUUGAAGUUGAGACCAACAUUGUCUCUGUCGAGCGUGUUCUUGAGUAUGCCAAUCUGCCCAGUGAGGCACCGGAGGUGAUCUUCAAGCACCGACCUGCCAUUGGAUGGCCUGCUCAAGGUGCCGUAUCCUUCAAGAACUACAGUACCCGCUACCGCGAGGGCCUAGACCUGGUCCUCAAGAACAUCAAUCUCGAUAUCAAGCCACACGAGAAAAUUGGUGUUGUUGGUCGCACUGGUGCCGGAAAGAGCUCCCUCACACUGGCUCUAUUCCGACUCAUUGAGCCUACCGGUGGUAAUAUCAGUAUUGAUGGUCUCGAUGUGUCGACAAUUGGCUUGUUUGAUCUCCGGGGUCGCCUGGCUAUUAUUCCCCAGGAUCCUGCCAUGUUCGAAGGGACGCUGCGUGACAACUUGGACCCUCGACAUGUUCAUGAUGAUACUGCACUAUGGAGUGUACUAGACCAUGCCCGAUUGAAGGAUCAUGUCUCCCAGAUGGAAGGUCAGCUUGAUGCUCCUAUUCAGGAAGGAGGAUCCAAUCUCAGUCAAGGUCAGCGCCAGCUGGUCUCGCUCGCUCGGGCUCUCUUAACCCCUAGCAACAUCCUUGUCCUGGACGAGGCUACUGCCGCGGUCGAUGUGGAGACUGACGCGCUGCUCCAGCGCACCCUGCGCAGCGACAUUUUCUCAAACCGCACUAUCAUUACGAUUGCGCACCGCAUCAACACCAUCAUCGAUUCCGAUCGAAUCGUCGUCCUGGAUAAGGGUGAGGUGGCGGAGUUUGACACCCCGGCAGAGCUUAUCAAGCAAGGCGGCAAAUUCUACGAACUCGCCAAGGAGGCUGGCCUGUUGGAAGGCGACAGUCUCGCCAACUCGCAAAUAGCGUAA
Molecule: messenger RNA, 4617 nt
Organism: Penicillium pulvis
Lineage: Eukaryota; Fungi; Ascomycota; Eurotiomycetes; Eurotiales; Aspergillaceae
Product: ATP-binding cassette glutathione S-conjugate transporter YCF1
Exons: 6
Coding region: 1-4617 (1538 amino acids)
Biological process (GO): transmembrane transport
Cellular component (GO): membrane
Molecular function (GO): ABC-type transporter activity; ATP binding; ATP hydrolysis activity
Source: RefSeq, a predicted model, not a curated record